Messenger RNA from Theileria annulata, 2001 nucleotides. Its product is annotated as nuclear-architecture-related protein (NARF) or Fe-hydrogenase, putative. The transcript is spliced from 2 exons. The record is from RefSeq and is a predicted model, not a curated record. Gene Ontology annotation, molecular function: 4 iron, 4 sulfur cluster binding. Bases 1 to 2001 code for a protein of 666 amino acids. NCBI's taxonomy places the organism in Eukaryota, Apicomplexa, Aconoidasida, Piroplasmida, Theileriidae.
AUGUAUUCAAAUGCCGUGAAGAUUUCCGGCCUGAAUGAUUACCUUAAUCCUGGAGAAGAAUGCGUUUUGCCCCUGUUAAAGAGUGAUAAGAAGUAUGAAAUAAAGCUAAAUGAUAAAAUUUUGGAUUCAGAGACCCCAAAUAAAGGAUAUUUGGGUGAAGAUUUGCUAAAUAAUGAUAUAUAUAAAAACAAUAAACUAAAUGUAACAACAGUCGAUAAAAAUAAAAGGAUAACAGUUGGACUGAGUGAUUGCCUCUCCUGUUCAGGAUGCCUAACCUCGUCAGAAGAGAUACUUUUGAAGGAUGAAAACCACUUUAAAGUUCUUGAGAAAAUGAAAACCAGUGAUUUCUGUGUCAUUUCAAUAUCCCCUCAGACUAUUUUCAUGCUUUCAAGCCACUAUAAUAUGAAGGCGGAAAAGGCUUUUAGAAAGUUAUGUUAUCUGUUUAGGUUUCUGGGAGCUAAGUUGGUAUUUGAUAUAGGUCUGGCUGAAUUGUUAUCGUUGACCCAAAGUAAAGAUGAAUUCAUUGAUAAAUACUACAAUAACAAUACCGUUUCAUCCACAAGUUCAAGUGACCUUGGUGUCAGUAACAAAAUAGUAAACGGAAUUAAUAAGGAUUUAAACGGUGAAAAUACUCGAGAGAGGAGAUUAAAUUUACCAAUAAUAACUAGUCACUGUCCUGGUUGGACUUUGUAUGCCGAGAAGACUCUGGAUCAGGAAUUGGUAGACCUAAUAAGUAAGGUUCCGAGUAGUCAAGUUAUACAAGGACUACUGGUCAAGAUUUUAUCGCACACGAUCAAUUAUUACAAAACAAUUUACCAUAUAAACUACCUGAAACUAUUUAUUUCUUACUCAUUUCUUAAUAGUUUUCUAACUGAUGCAAAAAACUAUAAUACCGAUGGUCAAAAUAAUAUAAUAAACAAUUUCAAACUCACCAAUACAAACACCAAAAUAUAUCACAUAUCAAUUGUACCCUGCUAUGAUAAAAAGUUCGAAACUAUAAGAACGGAAUUCCAGUUAAAUUUUAAUUCUCUGUUUUCACUUUAUCAACCUGAUUCAAAUCCUACUACUUCUAGUGACCCAGAUGACUCUCAAGCUUUAGAAAAGGAACCCUUGGUUGAUGAUAUACUUUCAACUUCUGACAUUGAGAGUAUAUUGAGUAGUUUGGGUUUAAAGUUUACUCAAUUAAAAGAGGAACCUCCAGAUCACCUCGUUAAUUUUCUCUACUUUUUCAACAAGUUCAACUCAAUAUCUAGUCUAAAUAUCAAACAUAACCUAAACUUACCCACCUAUGAUAGUAAAGACUAUAAUCACUUGAAGAGACUGAUUAGAUGCUCUGGACUUUAUGCUCAAAGCGGAGGAUUCGCUGAGGAAAUAUUCAAGCAUUCAUGUAAACAGCUGUUUAACAUGGACCUCGAUAACAGUAACUUAAAAUUCACUGAAACAAUCAACAAUGAUUUUAAGGAAUGUGUUCUUUUGGACGAGAAUAAUGACGUGUUGUUGAGGUUUAUAAUAGCAUACGGUUUUAGAAACAUUCAGAAUAUCAUCAAGUUGCUUAAAUCCCACAAAAGCACCCUUGAUUCUAGUGGAAAUUAUUACCAGAAACAACCUGAUGGUUUAGGUAAUCGAAACGGAAAAGAUUUUGUGUGCGAUUAUGUUGAAUUGAUGGCCUGUCCCGGAGGCUGCUUCAACGGAGCAGGCCAGGCACUUCAAUCCACUCAAAGUGAUCAAGAUUCUGAAAAGUCUCUUUUCUUGAAUCUUACUUCACUCAUUCCUGAUUUUAUCCAUAAAAAGUUCUUUAAGAAUUUAAAUUUAUCAAAAACUCAGCCCAUUCAAGCUACAAGCUCCUCAGCAUUUGAGAAAUUUUUAAGUGAAACCGACCACGUUGGGACCGAGGAUCAAGUUUGUCGAUAUUUUUCAAAUUUAUUAAAGGUCGUUCAGUCCAGGUGUGACUUUAAUUUAAAGCUUAGUUCUCAGAAAAAUACGAUGAACCUUAAGUGGUGA